AUGGCUUCGAUAGCAACAUCAAAGCUUAUUUUUACUGCAUUCUUGAUGCUGACAGUGUUGGCUUCUCAGGCUGUGUGCCGCAACUUGAACGAAGCCUCAAUGAUUGAGAAACACGAGCAGUGGAUGGCGCAAUAUGGCCGUGUUUACAAGAAUGAGGCAGAGAAGGGAAAUAGGCACAAGAUUUUCAAGGAAAAUGUGGAGUUCAUUGAAUCAUUCAAUAAGGCUGGGACUAAGUCUUACAAGUUAGGCAUCAACCAGUUUGCUGAUUUGACAAAUGUAGAGUUCAGAGCAGCACGCAAUGGCUACAAACCAAAGGAAUGUAAAGGAACACUGUUUAGGUAUGAGAAUGUAAGUGCAGUUCCAGCUGCCAUGGACUGGAGAAAGAAGGGUGCAGUUACAGGAAUCAAGGACCAAGGGCAAUGCGGUUGUUGCUGGGCAUUUUCAGCUGUUGCAGCCACGGAAGGAAUUCACCAGCUUAAAACAGGCAAGUUGAUCUCCUUGUCUGAGCAAGAGCUAGUGGACUGUGACACUGCGGGUGAAGAUCAAGGCUGCAAUGGAGGUCUCAUGGAUGAUGCAUUUACCUUCAUAAUCAACAACAAAGGUCUUACUACUGAAGCCAAUUAUCCAUAUCAAGCAGUUGAUGGAACUUGCAACACAAACAAAGAAGCUAAACCUGCUGCCAAAAUCACUGGAUUUGAAGAUGUCCCUGCAAACAAUGAGGCUGCACUCUUGAAGGCUGUGGCCAAUCAACCCGUUUCAGUUGCCAUUGACGCUAGUGGCUCUGCCUUCCAAUUCUAUUCAAGCGGCGUCUUCACUGGUGAUUGUGGUACUGAAUUAGACCAUGGUGUGACAGCCGUUGGGUAUGGUAAAAGCUCUGAUGGAACUAAAUAUUGGUUAGUUAAGAAUUCAUGGGGAACUAGCUGGGGUGAGAAUGGAUACAUUUUGAUGCAAAGAGACAUCGAUGCUAAAGAAGGUCUCUGUGGCAUUGCCAUGCAAUCCUCUUACCCUACUGCUUAAUUACAACUCAAAAAAAUUGCUGAAGCUACCCUUAUACAAGAGCUUUGCUUUGUCUGUUGACUACAGCUCUGUGUAUUCUGAUGUUAAGUGAUUGUUGUAUAUUUUAA
Messenger RNA from Coffea eugenioides, 1124 nucleotides. Its product is annotated as senescence-specific cysteine protease SAG39-like. NCBI's taxonomy places the organism in Eukaryota, Viridiplantae, Streptophyta, Magnoliopsida, Gentianales, Rubiaceae. The transcript has 2 exons. Bases 1 to 1017 code for a protein of 338 amino acids. The record is from RefSeq and is a predicted model, not a curated record. Gene Ontology annotation, molecular function: cysteine-type endopeptidase activity. Gene Ontology annotation, cellular component: lysosome.